Arabidopsis thaliana (thale cress) is the source of this 843-nucleotide messenger RNA. Its product is annotated as CDC68-like protein. The transcript is spliced from 2 exons. The record is from RefSeq and is marked reviewed. Bases 139 to 843 code for a protein of 234 amino acids. NCBI's taxonomy places the organism in Eukaryota, Viridiplantae, Streptophyta, Magnoliopsida, Brassicales, Brassicaceae.
CCCCUUUCAUCUUCUCUAAAUCGAAAUGGCAACUCAGAGAGGAAAGCUCAUUUGGUCAAACGAAGAUGUUAGUAACAAUGGGCUGAAGAAGAAGUUCUUACUAUUGCUGACCUUACAUCAAGCCUUUUGGAAAUAAUAAUGUCUUAUCUUGGUUUAAAAGAUAACAUUCGUGCAUCCGCGGUCUGCCGAGCAUGGCGUAAAGCCGCUGAAUCAGUUCGGGUUGUGGAGAAGCAUCCAUGGGUUAUCAGCUUUCCGAGACAUUACGGCGUGACUAUUCUCUUCGAUCCAUUGGGAAGGAAGAGUUACACACUGAAUUUACCCGAGUUAGUUGGAACCGAUGUUUGUUACUCGAAAGACGGAUGGUUGCUUAUGCGAAGAUCCAGUUUAGUGGACAUGUUCUUCCUCAACCCGUAUACUAGGGAGCUUAUAAACUUGCCAAAGUGUGAGUUGUCCUUUCAGGCUGUUGCUUUCUCUUCGGUACCUACAUCAGGUACUUGUGCGGUAAUAGCGUUAAGACCUUUUACGAGAUUUAUCAUUCGUAUAAGCAUUUGCUUUCCUGGAGCAACUGAGUGGAUUACUCAAGAUUUUUCUUGCUCUCAUGGAUUUGAGCCGUACAUGCAUAGCAAUCUUGUCUAUGCCAAUGGUCACUUCUAUUGCUUCAGCUCGGGAGGUGUUUUAGUUGACUUUGAUCUAGCUUCCCGCACAAUGAGUCAUCAAGCAUGGAAUGAACAUAUAUGCCCUUAUAUUCAUAUGUACAAUGAAGAAUGGUUUAGUCUUAGGAAGAGAAUUUACUUGGCUGAGCAGAAAGUGAAAGUAGAAGCAAAAGCUUCAGAGAGAAAAUAA